AGGCGUUUAGCUUUCUCAAGGCCUGGAUUACGGGGCCAACUGAAUCCGGCCUGACGUAGUCUGCUGGAACGGGACGAUGACGGGAAAAACAGGCGGACAAGGCGGAAAGGGUGUGGCAGUGAGUUUCAACAAGUUGACCUACACCGUUCCUGUGAAGAAGAAGGAGAAGUUGGAUAUCAUCAAGGACCUGAAUGGCGUGUUCCAUCCAGGGCGCCUCACUGCCCUGAUGGGGCCCAGUGGCUCCGGCAAGACCACCUUGAUGGACAUCCUCGCCGGACGCAAGAGUGGCGCAGGAAAGAUCCAGGGCGAAGUGCUCUAUGGAGGCUGUUCCGCGCCGCCAGCUGUGCUGAAGCACUUGACGGGCUACGUGGAGCAGUUCGACACCCUGAUUGGGGAACUCACCGUGGACCAGAUGCUCAUGUACACUGCCGAGAUGAAACUGCCUCGAUCCGUGCCAUAUGCCGAGAAACGCAAACGAGUUGAUAAUGUGAUCCAGCAGCUGCGCCUGAACAAGUGUCAGAACACAGUGAUCGGCAGCGUUCUCAGCCGUGGAAUCUCUGGUGGGCAAGCCAAGCGCGUCAACGUAGCUCUGGCGCUCAUUUCUCAGCCCCUGGUGGUUUACCUGGAUGAGCCCACUUCUGGCCUGGACUCCAAAAUGGCCAACGAGGUGUGCGCGAUCUUGAAAGAGCUGGUGAAGGAUGGCUACACCAUCAUUGCCACUGUGCACUCGCCCACCAGCUUCGCAUUUUCCUUGUUCGACGACCUCAUGAUGUUGCAGGCAGGCGGCGCCAUGGUCUACGCCGGCCCUGUAGCAGAUGUGAAGAAUUACUUUGUGACCUGCGGGUUUCCAUUCCCCGAGGAGCAAGGCUAUUCUUUGCCAGAUUGGCUGGUAGACACCACCAGUGGUGCCACGGGUGCCACAACGGAUGCGACAGAGAUUGAGGAUGGUGCUCCGGCUACAGCCGACUUUGCUGCACAUUGGGCCAAAAGCAAGCACAGCGAGGCCUACAGCAAGGAGUUCGAAGAGACCUUGGCAAAGCUCAAAGCCGACCCAGCGCCACUCAAGGAGUUGCCCACAUCGGGUCCAGGGCAACUCAAGGCUCUGCGGACCUUGCUGUCUUACCGUACCAGCACACACUACCGCGACGGCGAGUUCUUAGGGCCUCGCUUUGGAGACAAGAUCUUCAUGUCCUUGCUGUCCCUUUCGCUCUACUGGGGCAUUGGUAGCAAGAAGGACGCGCAAAGCAUUCAGAGUACUGCCGCUGUGCUCUUCUUCUUCUGCGCUCUUUGUGGCUAUGGCGCUGCGGCCUAUGUUCCCUCUUUGACUCUGGAAAGGGCCCUUUUCUAUCGCGAGCGGGCGGAUGGCUUGUACACAGCAGUCACCUACUACGUUGCCAAGUUCAUUGAGGAAGCUGUCCUUUGCAUCUUUACCAGCUUGGUCUUCAGCCUGGCGGUCUUCUGGGCUAUGGAACUGCAGGGUAGCUUCAUCAUCUUCGCUGUCAGCUACUUCCUGACCUCCAUGGUCGGCAUUGUGCUGGCCUACGCAGUGGCUGCUGUGGCACCUAACAUGGAUGCAGCCAAUGCAAUGCUUCCCACCUAUGUGACCACAUGCCUGUACUUUGGUGGUUUGUUCAUCGUGUUUGAGAAGAUCCCAGUCGGCUGGUACUGGUAUUCCUGGACCUCCUUCAUGCGCUACUCCUGGGGCAUGCUCAUGCUGAACCAGUUUCAGGAUCAAGCCACUGGACAGGAAGCCGUCUUCUACAACGACGGUGGGGUUGUCACAGUCUUGGAGUUCUACAAUCUCAAUGAGGGGCUCAUGUCGGAUAUGGGUUUCUGCGCUGGUGUGCUGAGUGGAUUGCUGAUCCUGUUUGGUUUUCUUGGAGCACUGGGGCUCACCUUCGUUUCGCAUGUGAAGCGGUAGUCGGCCCAGCGGCCGACGUUGGCCUCGGGCGCCGCCUGUGCAGCCGCCAGAUCGGCGGAGCAAGCUUCAGCCUUCUGAGGAUUUUGCGAGCUCUAGCCGCGUUGGGCAAUGGUCCCCAACGGCGCUGGCGGUUUUCCUUAGCAAUUCAUCGGGCUCCUUGAGCUUAGGCACCUCAAAGUCUCAAAGUCUUAGGGCA
Molecule: messenger RNA, 2117 nt
Organism: Effrenium voratum
Lineage: Eukaryota; Dinophyceae; Suessiales; Symbiodiniaceae
Source: the annotation of a GenBank genome assembly